UCUUCUCCUUAGUAAGAGUCCCUUCCCAGCUCUUUACUGCACCCCACCACUGUCUCCAUCGUCCUGUAUCUUCUUCCCCUGCGGUGUUUGUCACUGGGAACUCAGAGAAACAGAGUAGGGGAGAAAGUGAAAAAUCAUAGGGAAGCAAAGGACACCUCUUUGCAUUUGCAGUGAUUUUACUCUUGCAGCUGUUUUAGAGUGAGAGAAAGUUGAAAGAGUGAGAAAAAAAAAGGGUGUUUGUUUGUUGGGUGUGUUUAUAACCAAGAAAUGCAGCAGCACCUGAUGCAUAUGCAGCCCAUGAUGGCAGCCUAUUACCCCAACAACGUCACUACUGAUCACAUUCAACAGCCCAGAUUAAUGGGUGUUGCAAUCUUUUGAGCUAGCUUGUUCCCAGAACAAUCUUCUGUAGCUUUGCUUCUGCAAGCUUUUAUCUUUUGUUUGUUUUUCAUGUAUUUUGGUUUGUGGGCAUUUGGGAAUCUUUUAUUUCUAUAUCUGCUUAUCAACUUCAAAUGGGUUUGGUGUUGGAGUUUAUGUUUUGAUUUUGAGGGCUAGAUGCUAGGGUUCAACUGUGUUUCCUUCUUUUUUAUAUUUAUUUUUGGGUUUGCACCUUACCAUUCUGUAAUAAGGAAUGCAUUUCUUUUCUGCAUCUUAGAUCAUUUUGUAAUCCUGCACUUUGAGCCAGUCAUUGGCUGCAUCUGUCACUCUAUCUUAUAAUUUAUUGUUUCUUCCUUUUUGCUUUUGUAUUGGAUUUAGUAUUGAUGAAUCUGAUGAUUAUUUUAAUCUCUUAUGUCAUUCUUCAUUUUUGUUCUUAGCUAAAUUUGAUUGGAUUAUGGAUAGACCUAGUAUGUUUGCUGCCUUUCACAGCCAUUUGCAGAGUUGUUGGUCUUUUGCUCGGUUAAUUUCUUUAAAUAAUCAUCAAUGAAAAAGCAUAACUUGU
This is a messenger RNA of Rubroshorea leprosula, 937 nucleotides long. NCBI's taxonomy places the organism in Eukaryota, Viridiplantae, Streptophyta, Magnoliopsida, Malvales, Dipterocarpaceae. The record is from the annotation of a GenBank genome assembly.